UGCGUUUCUGUUAUGUGUGCCAUGGUCUCAACCCAGCAGUGUUGACAAUAGGGUGAAAAGAAACAGCCCCGAAUCAUAAACGAGCUAAGGAAAAUACCAAAAUAACAGGGGUUUGGGGGAAGACAAGCAAUUGAAUCAGCAACAGGAAUGUAAUUGCGUUAACCUAAUCGUUUUAUAUAGCACGUAUUUUGUUAUUAAUGGGAGUUUGAGGAUUAUUCCGUUGGAAGGAAAAAGGUACUCGUGGGUUUGGCUGUUUCAGGCCGAAUUUUUCCUGCUGUUCCGCCGCUGCUUGGGAAAGGCUGCACCGAGCUGGAGGUAGCCUAACAGUUAGCCCGAUAGAUUUCCAAACAUAGGAUAACUCCUCGCCGCCGUCUCCGUUGCGAACCGCAAAGGAUCAAGGUAAAGUACUACGAUUGGAGGGGUAACAGCCACUCGGUCGGCUGCAGCUUGUCGGGCUCGGGUCUGGACUCGGGACGGUGUGUGUUUCCCAACCCAGUCGGUCUGUCAGUCUUUGGGCGCUAGCUAACGGUAGCAGCAUUAGCACUGCCCCUGUAUUUACAUCUGGGAUGAUGGGUGAUCGCCCAAGCCCGCCCAGCAGGGCUAUGUCCUCGGCAGCCACCACAUCUCCAUCUGUGGACAAAGUGGACGGAUUUUCACGGAAGUCUGUCAGGAAGGCCAAGCAGAAGCGGUCGCAGAGUUCGUCCCAGUUCCGCUCUCAGGGCAAACCCAUAGAGCUCACGCCCUUGCCACUGCUCAAGGACGUGCCGGCGCCGGAGCAGCCGGAGCUGUUCCUGAAGAAGCUGCAGCAGUGCUGUACUGUCUUUGACUUCAUGGACACGCUGUCGGACCUCAAGAUGAAGGAGUACAAGCGCUCCACGCUCAACGAGCUGGUGGACUAUGUGACCGUCAGCAGGGGCUACCUGACAGAGCAGGCCUACCCCGAGGUCGUCAAAAUGGUGUCUCACAACAUAUUCCGGACCCUUCCGCCCAGUGACAGUAAUGAGUUUGACCCAGAGGAAGACGAGCCCACGCUCGAGGCCUCCUGGCCGCACUUACAGUUGGUAUACGAGUUCUUCAUCCGGUUCUUGGAGAGUCAGGAAUUCCAGCCCAGCAUUGCCAAAAAGUACAUAGACCAGAAGUUUGUCCUACAGCUCUUGGAGUUGUUUGACAGCGAGGAUCCUCGGGAGAGGGACUACCUGAAGACAGUCUUGCAUAGAAUCUAUGGCAAAUUCCUGGGGCUGAGGGCUUUUAUACGAAAACAGAUCAAUAAUAUUUUUCUACGUUUUGUUUAUGAGACGGAGCACUUCAACGGGGUGGCUGAGUUGCUGGAGAUCCUGGGGAGUAUAAUCAAUGGUUUCGCUCUGCCGCUGAAAGCGGAGCAUAAACAGUUUCUGGUCAAAGUGUUGAUCCCCCUCCACACUGUCAGGAGUCUGUCCCUCUUCCACGCACAGUUGGCGUAUUGCAUUGUACAGUUCCUAGAGAAAGACCCAACAUUAACAGAACCAGUCAUCAGAGGCUUACUGAAGUUCUGGCCAAAAACCUGCAGUCAAAAAGAGGUGAUGUUUCUAGGGGAGCUGGAGGAAAUCCUGGACGUCAUCGAACCAACGCAGUUCGUCAAGAUCCAGGAGCCGCUCUUCAAACAGAUCUCCAGAUGCGUCUCCAGCCCACAUUUCCAGGUUGCAGAGCGAGCUCUGUACUACUGGAACAACGAGUACAUCAUGAGUCUGAUCGAGGAGAACUCCAGCGUCAUCCUGCCCAUCAUGUUCGCCAGCCUCUACAGGAUCUCCAAAGAGCACUGGAACCCGGCGAUCGUGGCGCUGGUGUACAACGUACUGAAGGCCUUCAUGGAGAUGAACAGUACCUUAUUUGAUGAACUCACAGCCACUUACAAGUCGGACCGCCAGCGUGAGAAGAAGAAGGAGAAGGAGCGGGAGGAGCUCUGGAAGAAGCUGGAGGACUUGGAGCUGAAGCGGGGCCUUAGGAGCGACGGGAUCAUCCCAACUUAACGAAGACAGCGCCGCGCUCCCCUCUGCCCCUCCCGCCUCCUCUCCCCCUGUGACUCCCCCUCCCCUCCAUCCUUACCCCGACUCCCCCCUCCACAUCAGCCAUGUCUGUCCGGAUCUCUGAGAAAUCCCCGAUACAGGCCAUCGUCUCUGGAUCGACAUGGAGCGCCCGCUGGUUUCUUAAUUGUUUUUUUCUUAUGUUUUUUUUUUUUUCUCCUGUGUUUGUGCGACUUACUUUACAGUAGAUUCAUCACGUCUGUUUUCAUUAUUUCAACAGCACUGUAAAUAAUUCUUUUUUUCUUUUUUUUCUUUUUUUCCUUAAACUGAUAUUAUUGCAAACAGAAAAACAAAACAAUAAUAAUAAAAAAAGGAAGAAAAAAAUAGAAAAUGAGAAAAUGACUUGUGUGGGAGGGGGAUUUAAACAACAACAACAAAAAAAAACAAACCCAACUUUUGGACUGUAGGACAUGAAACGAACUCUUGGAAAACAAAAAAAACAAAACAAAAAGAGAAGAUAGAUUGAUUUUAACUCUUCAUCCCACUCUUCUUCAGUACGGUCCCGUAUGUAAUUUUUAUUUUCCUGGUUCUCCUCUUUGCUCUUCCUCUCGUUGCCUCCCUCUUUCUGUUCCCUCCUUCCUCUCUAAUGGUGCAUCUGUCAUUUCUCCCCCUGUGUGGGACGUCCGGGCUGAUUAUGGGUCUCCCCCCCCCCCCCGCCUCCCCUUCUCUCUGGCCCCACCCACCAGUCUACAGGUUCUCCUUCCCAUUUUAAACAGGGGGAAAAACUGAACAAACAUUUAAAAAUGACAACAGGGACUUUCUCAGUACACAAACCAUCUCCUCUUUGAGUGUGUUUACAUGCGUGUUCAUGGAAGGGUUAGUUAACUGUACAGGGGGUGAAACUUUUCUGCCAAAUUGUUUGCUUAAGUUAUUCAUUCUUGUGCUCAAUAUACUUAUUUAUUUCCUUCAAUUUAGCCCUCAAACUACAUAAUUAAUUUCCCUAUAAAUUCAUAUCUUGCAAUCUCAAAAUAGUGGAAAGAACGAUAUCUUUGCAUACCUGAGUGUGUGACAGGUGAAUCAAAAGAACAACAGAAGUUAAUAAAUAAACUCUCUCGCGUUAGCAUUUGUUAUUUGCGUUUUGCUACUACAGGUCCCAGAGUUCAGUUUAAAAUCACACGUUUUUGACCACAAACACACCUUGAGCAGCUACUCUGGCAGAACCUCUGUGACAGUGCAUUUCCUGCGGUUGCUUCACAAUAAAAGCCGACACGUGUUUCACCAGUUGAAGCUGAAGCGGCAGGAAAUGGUCGGUUUGUAUUAGCGGUCACGGCUCCGAUACAGCUGCACGAAGGCUGUCGGUGAAAAGGGAGGCUUCCAUCUGAAAUGACCAACUGUAAAACUGAAGUACGUGCAUUCAUCGUUUCCUGUGAACGGAAUCUGAAUCCCGAGUGGGAAUGGCGGACUCCGCCACUAACAAUGAAAACUACUAUAUAGAGAGGUAAUUACUGAAUGUAAAUACACUGAAUGAGUUUUGUAUAAAUGCUGACAACAAAUGCUAUUAAAAUUGGGGUUUGAAAUAAUGACAAGCAUUAGAGGUUUUUUCUUUUCUCUUUACUUUGGUGCCAUCUGGUGGUAAACGGCAGUCAAAAAAACUUAAACUAAAACGCAUCAGAAUAAUCUGAAAUUUACUGUGAUCAUAUAAAUAUUUUACAUAUAUUAACUUGAACCAAUAAAUUAAGCAACUGAUGAUGAAAUGACAAACUAAGGGAGGAAAAUAGGGAUAUUGAUUGCACAAUAAUUAAAUGUAAUGUUUUACCACAAAUUCUUUCCCCUGACACCCGACUCCCUCCUGAAUCACCUGACCUGAGAUACUUAUCGAACGUUGUGUCCUGUUUUGCUGUUGCUUGGAUGAGCUCAUAUCCCGGUUAUUUCAAAUCCUGUUUACCAUCAUUUAUUUUUACUUUUUUGUGACUUGCGUAACUUCCUGGUGAUGUGGCUCUCUUACCCACGCAGGAUCUGGUUUCAGUGACACACGUAAAACGAGAAUAUAAGCGCGUGAAUCCAGAACGCUCCGCAUGUAAACGCACUCAAUUCAUUUCCUUCUCCUCCAAAAAUGGACUACUUUUCAUCACUUGAUUACUUUUCUCCUUCCCUCCAUCUUCUUUUUUUAAAAUUGACCCCUCCCUCCCUCCUUACCUACCAUACCAGGUAUCCCUGGUAUCAGUCUGGCACUGGUACCCUCCGGCCAUAACGGGGACUUACAAAUAAAAACAAACAGAAAAAAAAAAGUCUUCAGAGGAGCGCCAAAAAUCUUCCUCCUGUUGUGAAAAGAUGAGCGCCCCGCCUCACCUCACCCCACUUCUCCCCCCUCCGCCCACCGGGGGGGCGCCGCGUUGACUUCACAGUAUUACAACAACAGUGACAAAAAAAGACAACCCUGUACAUUGUUAUUGAAUGCAGUACACUGAUAAUCUUGUAUCUUGUAGUAAUUUAGCCUAUGUUUUUUGCUUAGGACACUGUGGAGAGGAGUAUCCAGUAUAUAAAGAGGUAUUAUGGAACAAGA
Molecule: messenger RNA, 4563 nt
Organism: Siniperca chuatsi (mandarin fish)
Lineage: Eukaryota; Metazoa; Chordata; Actinopteri; Centrarchiformes; Sinipercidae
Gene: ppp2r5eb
Product: protein phosphatase 2, regulatory subunit B', epsilon isoform b
Exons: 14
Coding region: 567-2006 (479 amino acids)
Biological process (GO): protein dephosphorylation; signal transduction
Cellular component (GO): nucleus; protein phosphatase type 2A complex; cytosol
Molecular function (GO): protein phosphatase activator activity
Source: RefSeq, a predicted model, not a curated record